AAGACAACGCAAACGCAAUAUGGAGAGAAUACAUGUGAAGAUUUGACGAGCGACAUCAAGGAGAUCAUAGAAACUAGCGAGAUAGAAAAAUGAAGCCACCACAAAUCAUCAUCGUACAUCCGGUACCGACAAAAGCGUGGAAUCUCUUUGUUUUCGACGAGGAAUAUCAAAAUACGUGAGGAGGGUUUUUUUGUUGCAUUUGUCACCGUAUCUCGACAGGAAAAUGGCAACGAGUACUAUUGAAUCUGCCAAGAGUUUGGACCGGGCGGUAAUGGAGAGGUUUGGCAGUGGGGGAAUGGCGUUAUUGCCGUGGACCAAGCAAUUACUCAGCGUCCUGUGGGAACAACUCCGGUUGUUGAUCCAGAUCAUCUACUACAGCUUCAUGUCAGUUUUCCAGAUGUUCAGAUUCGAGGUUCAUCUGAGAAUUACAGACGAGAUGGGUCAGAGCGUUCAGCACAUGAGCUCGACGACGAAUCCGACCGAGUCCUUCCUCUUCUCCUCGUUGUUUGACGGAGAUAACCGAGUCAUGGUUGGAGGUUCGAAUCCACUGUCCAGUUUCUGCGCGGAUGUUAACGACGCGUUUCCGGGGGGUCCCACCGCCGAAGUGCUGCUGUCUAGCCUGAGAGCUGACGACCUUUGCUGCGAACUUGUGGACGACUUCGUCACCAGGACCACUGCCAACAAAGAGGACGGCAUCUUUGUUGGACACCAUCCCAGCUGGAAAAUGGGCUUCCCCGGUGACUGGAGCAUCUUUGUAUCCAGCACCGACAGCUCUGGCACGGAGGAUGUCUGUCACAAGAGCACUGAAGAGGAGAGAGGCUCCCCUUGGAGUAGCGAGGAAGAUCAAAACUCGGGAGACUUUGACAGUGAGGAGAGUAAGGCGCUUUGGGAGUCUCUUUCAAGAUCUAGUGACCCUUACAAUCCCUUCUUUUUCUCUGCCUGCCUUUCAACUAGCACACAAAUGGGGAAAAUUAAAAGUAAAGGCGAUGACUCUGAAUGUGUUUCAGCUGGUGAGACCAGCGAGGAAUUCAUAGGCCCUCAUGGUUUAAAAUUCUGGGGUAGCCGCUCUGACAGUGAGAGCAGCUGGGGCAGUUCAGACGGCUCUUGCCCCGACCUUGACAAGGAGGAAAGUGAAAGUCUUUGGGAGUUCUUCAGCAGUCACACAGACCCCUACAACCCCAUGUGUUUCACAGCAUGCACAGUCAGCAAUACGACCCCUCAGACUGCCCAAAUAUCACUCUCUCACAGCCAGGAGCCCCAGCAGGCCUCACUCUCUGCACCUUCCUCCAAGCCAGACAUUGAUGCAGAGGAGGAGAGCAGCUUUCUUCCUUCCUCCUCCGAUGAUGAAGAAGAGCAGCUGUGGAGGUCCCUCUCCCGAAAUGAUGACCCAUACCACCCUCUCAACUCCCGAAGUCUCCUCCAGAGUUCCUCUACCACAGUACUACCAACGCCCAAGCCCUCAUCUGGGCCAGGUUCAAAAACCACUGUUGUCCACACAAAGCACAGACUGCCUUCGCAGGUUAAACAAUGUAAAGAAGAGACUGUGAGUACCCUGAGAUCCAGAGCUGUUAAACCCGUCCUGUCAGAAAAAAGGUCAAAGCGUCACUGUCAUCCAGACACCAUGCUGGUGCCUUGGAAGAGGAGAGGGCAGAAAUCUGGGUCACCCACAGAGGAGAAGGACAGAAACACCCACAAAAAGGUGCAGUUCUCUCCUCUUGUCCAAGUCCAUGUGAUGCGUACAUGGCCAUUUGCUCGACAGGCCUCCCGCAGAGGAUGCUGGGAGGAAAUGGCCCGAGACCGGGACCGCUUCCAGAGGCGAAUCCAAGAAAUUGACCAGGCCAUUGGCCACUGCUUCAGCCAAGCCCACCGAGAGAGGAUUCGGGCUUAUCUGGACAGCACCUUGAAAUAAAACCCACCCUUCACUCCAUGAAUGCCGAAUGAUUUUAUUUGCUUUUCAAAUGAGAACUUGUGAUUGGUUGCAAUGCAACAGGAGAAUUUUAUUUAGGCUGACUAGAAAUUUCCAUGUUUGGCCAAUUUUGAUGUUUGUUGUUAAGUGGAACAACUUUGUACCUCAAACCAGUGCCCGCAGGGUCUGUGGCCAUUGCACUGAUUUUGUCACUUUCUUAUACUAAGGUAAAAAUUAACGUAUGGAAUGUUGUUUUGUUUGCCUUAUAUACUGACCUAGUAAUGUAAUUUAUUCAUGCCCUGUGGAGUUUUUGCUUUGGUUUUGUACAGUUUUAAAUGACGUGUUUUUUUAUGUGUCCAAAAUAAAGAGUUGUGUGUAAAACUAAAAGAUAAUAACAUUUAAAAAAAUAAUCCAGGGUUUACAGCUAAUGUGCUUGGAAGUGUUUUCAACUACUGCUGAAGAAUGUUUUCAUCAUGCUGCGUGUCUUCCUGUUGAACACGUUUGAUUUCAAUGACUUUUUAUUAUUACUAUUUAUUGUUUGUGGUUAAAUAUUUACAUACAUUUGAGACACAUUCAUAGCUGUACCGCUGCACUGAGAAAGUUGGUUUUGUUUUGACAGAAACAUUAAAAACACUUUGUCAAAAUAAUAAAAUCUGUUGUCGCA
Messenger RNA from Lampris incognitus (smalleye Pacific opah), 2570 nucleotides. Its product is annotated as protein phosphatase 1, regulatory subunit 15B. The coding region runs from base 224 to 1909 and encodes 561 amino acids. Gene Ontology annotation, biological process: response to endoplasmic reticulum stress. Gene Ontology annotation, molecular function: protein phosphatase regulator activity. Gene Ontology annotation, cellular component: protein phosphatase type 1 complex; endoplasmic reticulum. The transcript has 3 exons. The record is from RefSeq and is a predicted model, not a curated record. Lineage: Eukaryota; Metazoa; Chordata; Actinopteri; Lampriformes; Lampridae.